Messenger RNA from Haemonchus placei, 1278 nucleotides. The record is from the annotation of a GenBank genome assembly. NCBI's taxonomy places the organism in Eukaryota, Metazoa, Nematoda, Chromadorea, Rhabditida, Trichostrongylidae.
UCAACUGAAACUGUAACCGCAAAGGCCUUGUGGCCCACAGGUGGUACCGGAAAUAACUGCGCUACAAUCACUAUCCUUAUUGCAGCCAUUUACUCCUUGAGUACCUGGGUAAACCGGUUUGCCCAGCUGCGGUGCAGAAUUGAAUAUGCAGGCUACAACGGCCCUUGGUGGCGCUGGCUGACUACAUUCCUGAUAUGCGCAUCCAGCUUUUGUUGACUUGUAGUAGAUCAUCCGCCACCACUCCUUACGUCGGCUCACUUGCUAAGAGAGUAACCUCAUCGCCAUUCAUGAAUUCGUUGUACGUAUUUAUGCUGCCGUGUGGCAACUGCCUUCAUAGAAUGGUGCCCCAGAAUCCUACAGAGCGCAGCUCACAUAUGUACAGUUUACACUUUUACGUACGACAUGGGGGAAGGUAUUUCUGGCACUAUUGUAGAUUAGAUAAGCAGAAUAUCUGCUCCCUUUCGUGAUAGAAAACGGGAAGAAGAUCGAAAAUCUCACAGCUGAAAUUAUGUAGGAAACGUAAGUUGACAAUGGUGGUAAGCAUCUGUUAUUUUUUGCACAGGAGCAAUGAUAUAUGUUAGGAAAACUUACAAUAAACCUUGGUAGUUGUUGUGAAGCUAUAACCACAGAGUCCUUGUGGUCCACACUUGGUACCAUUAAAUACACUUUUACAAUCUCCGUCAUUAUUGCAUCCGGUAACACCUGCGGUACCAAGAUAAAUGGGUUUGCCUGUUUCCGGCCUAGAAGAAAUAGAAAAUAUUCGGUGGCCUAACAAUUGUUCUGCCUAUAUAAUAUAUUAUUAGAUUGAUCAAAAACACUCGAUAGGAUUUUACGAAAAGUGCGGGAUCUUCGAUUUUUUAUCUAUAUCCAUGAUCUAUCGCAUUACAGUUGUAGAACAUUUUGGAACUUCUCGGCAAAAGGUACAUAAGUGCGCGUGCGCCUACCUGCGCCGUGCGUUUAAACACGAUGCCAAUCCCACAGGACUAUCUUCAAGCCAUCAUCUUCUAUGAGUGGCGCCGAGGCACUUUAGCUACGGCAACAGUCCACAAAAUCAGCAGCGCAUUUAGGAAGCAUAGCACUCCCAUCGCUACGAUCCAUCGCUGGUGCGCUCGCUUCGAGGAAGGAGACAAAAGCCUCAGAGCCUCCAGAGCUCAACAACCACAGUCUUGCGACGAGACAUGUGUGUGCCCAAUCAACAGUCGUCAUGGGUGGAGAGACCCGUGCAAAAUUGGGGAAGCUAGGCUGGGACACGGUUCCACACCCUUCCUAUUCAACUGA